This is a messenger RNA of Kockovaella imperatae, 168 nucleotides long. RefSeq lists its product as hypothetical. The coding region runs from base 1 to 168 and encodes 55 amino acids. NCBI's taxonomy places the organism in Eukaryota, Fungi, Basidiomycota, Tremellomycetes, Tremellales, Cuniculitremaceae. The record is from RefSeq and is a predicted model, not a curated record. The transcript has 2 exons.
AUGAACCUGCACCACGUCGCCAGCACGCAGUUCGAAGUUUCCAUUCCCGCUGUAGCAGAUGGGGAAUAUUACUUCGUUGCUACUGUGCCCUACGUUACUGGAGCCAGUGGUGGAGUCGGAUUCAGGACUUGGAAUCAAACUAUGUCAAUCAUUGCCCCUCCUAUCUGA